UGACUUUUAGACGUAAAAGAUUUUUCACGCGAUGUCUUCAACCUUCAUUCGCACAGAAAAUUUGCAAGAGUUUUUAUUUGAUUUCCAAUUUUGAUAAAAAAUGUCUUAAUAUUUAGAUUUAGAAGCAUAUAAAGCAAAAAUUGAAGAUAACUUUCAUUUGAAAAAUUGUAUAUUCAGUGUCGUAAUUGUGAAUAUUUGCCAGCGUGUCUCGCCCGGAAAGUAGAAGCCAGAUUCAUCGUUAGUGGAAUUGGGAUCUACCAAUUAGUUUUAGGUAUAGUUUAAGACAUGGAAUUCCAGCAGCCUCCACCACUACCACAAACUGAUGUUUCCCAACCGCCACCUCAAUUGACAGCACCCUCGGCAUUAGCUACAAAUGCAACACUAUUGCCAUCUCAAUCUGGGGGCGCCAAUUCUUAUGGCUCACAUCACCGCAAUCACUAUCAUCCACAUCAUGGCGGUGCCGGCAAGCCGGGCCACCCAUAUUUUAAACCCUUCAAUCCCGGUGGUUUUCAGAGGCCAUUCGGCAUGACACAGGAUGAUUUUGAUGGCAAGCGUUUGCGAAAAAGUGUCAUGCGUAAAACGGUUGAUUACAACGCAUCUAUUGUAAAAGCAUUGGAGACACGUUUAUGGACACGUGAUCAACGAGAUCGACAUGCGCCACAACCCGAAAGUAUUUAUGUACCCGAACUUCUGCCACCGUCCAGUUACUUAGAUAACCCGUCGAAUGCAGUGACUACCCGCUUUGUAAAAACUGCCACAAAUAAAAUGCGUUGUCCUAUUUUUACACUCGCCUGGACACCAGAAGGCAGACGUUUGGUCACCGGUGCCAGCUCAGGUGAAUUCACUCUAUGGAAUGGAUUGACUUUCAAUUUUGAAACCAUAUUGCAGGCACAUGAUGUCCCCGUACGUACAAUGGUAUGGUCCCACAAUGACAGUUGGAUGGUGACUGGCGAUCACUCGGGCUAUGUCAAAUAUUGGCAAUCGAAUAUGAAUAACGUGAAAAUGUUUCAGGCACACAAGGAGGCGAUUAGGGGAAUAAGUUUCAGUCCGACGGAUAGUAAAUUUGUGAGCUGCAGCGACGAUGGCACAUUGCGUAUAUGGGAUUUUCUACGCUGUCAGGAGGAGCGCGUCCUAAGAGGACAUGGCGCCGACGUCAAAUGUGUGCAUUGGCAUCCACAAAAAGGACUGAUUGUGUCGGGCAGUAAAGAUAACCAGCAGCCCAUAAAGUUGUGGGAUCCAAAGAGCGGGAGCGCGCUGGCUACUCUUCAUGCGCAUAAGUCGACAGUGAUGGAUUUGAAAUGGAACGACAACGGUAACUGGCUGGUUACUGCGUCACGUGACCAUUUGCUCAAAUUGUUCGAUUUGCGCAAUUUGCGUGAAGAGAUGCAAGUAUUUCGCGGUCACAAAAAGGAGGCCAGCUCAGUGUCGUGGCAUCCCAUACACGAGGGCCUCUUCUGUUCGGGUGGCUCUGAUGGCUCGAUACUGUUUUGGAAUGUUGGCACCGAUAAGGAAAUUGGCUGUGUAGAAACGGCACAUGACAGCAUCGUCUGGACACUAGCUUGGCACCCGUUGGGCCAUAUACUUUGCUCAGGUUCAAAUGAUCACACUAUCAAGUUCUGGACACGUAAUCGACCCGGUGAUUUGAUGCGCGAUAAGUAUAAUUUGAAUACGCUGCCUGCGAGCUUAGCAGCGUUGGAUGACUGUGAAUAUGAUGACGCUGUCAUUCCUGGCAUGGGUCCUGAGGAUAAAGUCGAAUUUACCGAAAGUCUCACUGCCGAUAAGGGCUUCAUUCCUGGCCUGGAUUUGGAUCCGUCGCGCUCAGGUGACAAGGAUCGCGAGAAGAAAGUGCCCUACAGUAAGCCGAUACCACGUAACUUCCAAGCACAAUGGGCUGGCGCCCGUCGCUCUGAUGAAAGCAGCUUUCACGACGAGCUGUCCAUACGGGAAGCCAAAGACACUAGCGGCCUGUCGCACCAACAGAUUAGUGAGAGCACUAUUGAAGGAAUGUUGGCCAGUGGCGUGCUGACCACCAUGGAUCCGCAGGCCAUUGUCGGUCUACUCGUUUACAAUCGCUUCAUACGCGUUCAUCCCGAUUCGCGUGUAAUGGUUGCCAUACGGCAGGGGCCCGACUACUUGAAUAAGUACAUCGAUGCAGGUAAAUUGGACGAGUUGCGCGAUGUGGUGCCGAUUCGCGAUCGUUCACGUUCGUUGUCGCCUACAUUGGAGGGGCGUGAGAGCUCACCACCGUCGAAGCGCACACGCUUCGAACCGCGACAACAUAGCGCUCAACUGGUGUGCGUACGCGAGCUGCUAAGUCUUAAGAAACCGUUUUUGCCUUGCUUGCUGCAGUUGAAAUCCCAACAGGGGCCACAAAAGUCUGAGUUCUUGGAUGAUGCGCGCGAUUCACCUCAGCCUCAGUCACAGCAGCAGCAGCAACAAAACUUUCAGCAACAACAGCAUUAUCAACAGCAGCAGCAACAGCAAUCCCCAAUGCAGCAAACGCAACAGAACCGACCUAGUCCAUGGGCAGUGGGUCCGCCUUUCCAGCAGCAGCAGCAACAACAACAACCACCGAUGAAUCCUUGGAGCGCACCGCUCUUGGCUGGGGGCUCAAAUGGCGGUCCGAGCAUGGUGCCGCCGCCUAAUCAAAAUGGCUAUAAUGGCAACAAUGGACCCUAUAAUGGCCCAAGUUCGGGUUACAAUGAUGGCAUGAAUUAUGGCGACAAUAAUAUGUUCUCCAAAGGAGGUGGCGGCGGACCAGGUCCGGACGACAACAAUGGCGGCAUGCACAUGAAUAAUAUGAACAUGAAUAGCAACAACAACUACGGCAACAAUCAGCGACGCGGUAACCGUCGGGGCGGCGGCGCUGGUGGCGGCGGAGGUGGGCGUAACCGCGGUGGGCGGAACAAUAACCGACGGUUUUAGAAAAAAUAAAGAUAAACAGAAAAUGUGUAAACUAUUUCUGAAUUAUUAAGCGGAGGUGAGACAAAAAACAAAAUCAACUAAAGCUCACGCAGCGUUGGACGAUUUUUCUUAGACUCUAAGUCCACCUUAUGUAACAGUAGAACGAAUGAUAUGGCCGCCAAAAUCAACGGCUGACGGCCGGACAUGCUGCUAAAGGGACAGACAAACGUAGAAAAUCAAAUGUAGUUAAAAGUGUAAAAUUUUUCCGGCGCACUUGAUUCUUGGUUAGCAUCCGGUUGCAUAUAGUGUAGGUAUGUAUGUAGUUUUUAAAUGUUAAAUGGAUGUACACAUGCACGUACGUCUUCAUAUGCCAAUGCUACAUAAUAUUUAUAAUAUAAAAUAUAAAGAUAAUGUCAUCACUGGAGUACAUUUAAGAUUUUUCAUUAGUACGAGUAUAUUGAAAAAAAACAAAAAUAAAUAAAUAAAAAUAAAAGAAUCAUUCUGUGAUGUCUGCACAGAUUUUCAUAGACGCGUGUAUACUAAGAAGAGAAAAUAUGACCGCUUUAGUGGAAUGUAAUAAAUAUAUAACUUUGUAUGUAUGAGAAGAUAUGAAAGAAAAACUAAGCAAUCAUUGUUGUAAAUUAAUUUAUAGCAUAUUUUGGUGUCCUUUGAAAGCAUUCAAAUUAAAUUCUUAUUUACUUUCUUUUUGUCAACUAUUUCUCAAAGAAAUCAUUAAGAAAAUGUAUGUAUAAAUAGAUGAUAUGAAUAUGUGAACAAAGGAACAAAUGCGUAGCUGAGCCUUUUAUGUUUUGGGAUUGAAAUUGAUUGUGGGAAAUGAGUUGAAUGAUUGUUUUUUACACUUAAAUAUUUAAUAAAUUAUUUGCCGGUCAAGCAUGCACAAAUGUA
This is a messenger RNA of Anastrepha obliqua, 3810 nucleotides long. It is a transcript of the gene Wdr33, whose product is annotated as pre-mRNA 3' end processing protein WDR33. Bases 286 to 2925 code for a protein of 879 amino acids. The record is from RefSeq and is a predicted model, not a curated record. Lineage: Eukaryota; Metazoa; Arthropoda; Insecta; Diptera; Tephritidae. Gene Ontology annotation, cellular component: mRNA cleavage and polyadenylation specificity factor complex. The transcript has 9 exons. Gene Ontology annotation, molecular function: protein binding.